Molecule: messenger RNA, 309 nt
Organism: Trypanosoma conorhini
Lineage: Eukaryota; Euglenozoa; Kinetoplastea; Trypanosomatida; Trypanosomatidae
Product: paraflagellar rod protein 3
Exons: 1
Cellular component (GO): motile cilium
Molecular function (GO): calmodulin binding
Source: RefSeq, a predicted model, not a curated record
GAGCUGUACAAGCUGCGUGCGCAGGUGGAGGAGGAGCUGGAGAUGCUGAAGGACAAGAUGGCGCAGGCCCUGGAGAUGUUUGGCCCCACCGAGGACGCGUUGAACCAGGCCGGCAUCGAGUUCGUCCACCCUGCCGAGGAGGUGGAGGACGGCAACUUGACGCGGCGCAGCAAGAUGGUCGAGUACCGCGCCCAUCUGGCGAAGCAGGAGGAGGUGAAGAUUGCGGCGGAGCGCGAGGAGCUGAAGCGCUCCAAGACGCUGCAGAGCCAGCAGUACCGUGGCAAGACGGUGCAGCAGAUCACGCAGUGA